AUGCAAUCAUUGCAGCAAGGUGUAUUUCCUGCACGACAACUCUACACAUCAUCAUUGUCUAGCAGUGAUAUUGCAAUGGCAAAUUCGAAUGUAAGCCAAAUUGCAUGGAAUAUACAUUUACGACAAGUAGCAUUGAAUUUGAUGACAUUGCAAAGGCUACAAGCUGCAAAUAAUGCAGAACGAAUUAUUCCUAACAAGCAAUCUUAUCCAAUGCAUAUCGCUUCUGCUACAACUGCAGCUGCAAACAGUGAAGAAGGAAAUGUGCAAUCUUGUACAACUUAUAAUAGCAAAUUAUUCAUUAAUGCAUAUUCAUUAAAACAGCAUAUGCUUGAGCAAAACAAUCAAUGUUCAACAAUAUCCGGUUCCGAGAAGCAAUUCAAAUGUAAGCAAUGCGGUAAAGCAUUCAAACGUUCCUCAACUCUAAGUACCCAUUUACUUAUACAUAGUGAUACAAGACCAUAUCCAUGUGAUUAUUGCGGUAAACGUUUUCAUCAAAAAUCGGAUAUGAAGAAACACACAUAUAUUCAUACUGGUGAAAAGCCUCACAAAUGUAUGGUAUGUGGUAAGGCAUUCUCUCAAUCAUCAAAUCUAAUCACUCAUUCACGUAAACAUACUGGCUAUAAACCAUUUUCCUGUGAUAUUUGUGGUAAGACAUUUCAACGAAAAGUUGAUCGCCGUCGACAUCGUGAAUGUCAUCAUUCCAGCAAUAUUUGCAUUCAUCGACCACUGCGAAAUAGUAUCGAUCGGAGUGCUUCAAAUAAUUAUGCAAAUUUGAUGAACCGAUCAUCGUUCGUGAAUUCGGAUCAUCCUGAAAUAUCAAAUAAUGCAGUUUUGAAUCCGAAAUCAGUGCAUUUUCAUAUGCCAGAAUCUGAUGAGGCAUUAAAUCUUAGCUCAAGAUAG
Molecule: messenger RNA, 900 nt
Organism: Cercopithifilaria johnstoni
Lineage: Eukaryota; Metazoa; Nematoda; Chromadorea; Rhabditida; Onchocercidae
Source: the annotation of a GenBank genome assembly